This is a messenger RNA of Dichomitus squalens LYAD-421 SS1, 2895 nucleotides long. RefSeq lists its product as uncharacterized. Lineage: Eukaryota; Fungi; Basidiomycota; Agaricomycetes; Polyporales; Polyporaceae. Bases 295 to 1314 code for a protein of 339 amino acids. The transcript is spliced from 9 exons. The record is from RefSeq and is a predicted model, not a curated record.
GCUGAUCGCAACUGACCACGCACCACGAUGAUCCACUCCUCCGCUGCACGGCCUGACUCAGAGAAAGGGACCGAGACCGAGCCACUCCUUGGGCCUCUCCCUCUUGAUCUCAGUGGUCAUCCUCUCGUGUACCAGCCUCGCGUCGACGUGAUCCCACAAGGCAGCCCCAGGAACGCUCGCGGGCGUCGGUUUUGGCAUCUUUUGGCCUGCACGCUUUUCAUAUUUGGUACCUUUGGCUUCCUACUUUUCCAGACCGGGCGUCUGGCACCCCCUCAUAAGUCGGAACGACACGCUAUGGCGUCUUCCCCAGACCAAUGUUCCACCAAAGUGGUUUGGGAGGAGGCCUCCGAUGUACCGCACGGGUACCGCUUCCACUUGCGCUCGUCUGUGACUCUUUCCGUCUCGGCAGACGUACUGUCCGUCGUCGCGGAAGGGGCACGCUUCCACGGCUCUCUCGAGGUCUCGCAGACGGCCAACGCUGGUUCUGACGCUAUCGUCGAAAUUGACCUCUUCUACCACCAUGAGGAAGACCUCGAUGAAACAACAGUGUGCCGUCUGCACCCUGCCGACAACGAGUGGGGUCUGGGUAUCUUCACUCCACAUUGGAGGGCGCCCAGGAACGACCACCACCUGCUUCGUUUCCAUAUACAUCUUCGUCUGCCUGCCGUUGACUCUGGCUCAUUGCUCGCCGUGAAGGAGCUCAAUACCGAUCUGAGCAACUUCAGCCAAGACCUCCGCGCGUUAGCCGACUCGGUCUACUUCAAUAGGAUCGCGUUGAAGUCGACUAACGGCCACAUCGAGGCAGGAUCUGUCGCCGGGGAUGGACUUCGGUUCCAAACGACGAAUGCUGCUAUCCACGGCUUGAUCAAGACGGCUUACGGCCUCGAACUCCGGUCUACAAACGGUCGUAUCAACAGUCAGGUCGUACUGCUCUCGAACACUUCGGACGCGCUCGGCGGCGAGUACCAGGUGACGGCCCAGACCUCGAACGCUCACCUGGAACUCGAGUUCGUUGAUGCUCCCGUCGACCACGUGUUGACCGCCUCCGCGCGUACCUCCAACGGCCGUGCUGAUGUCGCCUUGCAUGAGACCUAUGAGGGCUCGUUCGAAGUGCACACGUCCAACGCCGGCAGACCUAUCGUCCGCUCUCGCGACGUCGAGGAUCCCGCUGGGCGCGGACGCAAGCGCGGCGUCCAGGUUCAGACCAUCCGGAACAGUGCGGCACGCGGCAAGGUUUGGUGGGAGCAGGAGAACAGGGAUAGGGGUCGGGUGUCUGUUUCGACAUCCAAUGGUCGGCUUCAGCUCACGGUGUGAUCGCCAGAGGGCGCUCCGAGUUGACUGUUGCGACGAUCCUUCUUCACUCCCGUACCUGCAUCUUGUCUUUCGCCCCCGUCAAUAGCAGGCAUCGGUUUUUGUACCCAUUCUUGUCGUAACUCGUGCUGCUGUCGUGUUCGUCGAGCUUUCAUUGCUUCGGAAUCCGUCUUCGGCCCGGGGAUUGGUCGCAGGAAGAUUGCACUAAAUGGAGCACUCGUACCGUAAAUCAUAGGAGCCGGAUGACCUCUCCGUGAACUUCUAUCCCACGAGGACACCGCUUCAAACAUCUUGCUGCCGCAGCACACGUCCUUUUCACUGCACACAUCAUGAACCCUUCACCAGUCGACGAUGGUGUAGAAAUCAUCACCUUGUCGCUCUCCCCGCAUAGAGAGCGCGGACAAUACCAUGCUCGUGGCACCACCAGGUUCCCCAUCGCUGAAGUCGACACUCUCCACUUUGUGAGCGGGGGCGUACACUGCUCUGGCUUUUUCGAAGUCACUCAAUCCGGAGAUCCGGGCGCAGAAGAGUUUGUGGUCAACAUCGACGCCUUCUUUCGUGCCGCCGACGCUCUGAACGAGGUGCUGGUGCGUCGUUUGCAUCCAGCACAAGGAGAGUACGGGGUUGGAGUCUAUACGGGAGACGGACCGAACGCUCUCAACCGUGAUAAGGCCGUCCGCUUCCGUGUGCAGCUCCGUCUUCCGGCUCCAGAUUAUGUUACAGCCGUACCACUUCGCAUCCAAGGACUGAGCACUUUCAUGCCACUGUUCUCCCACCACCUCCAUGAGCUAGCGAGAUCCGUCUUCUUCGGACAAGUUGCGUUGAACACCAGUGAUGCUUCCAUCGAGACCGAGUCGUUAGCAGGAGAAAACGUCUCUUUCGUGACUGUGAAUGGAGGAGUGCGCGGAACGCUGCUUGUCUCCGAGCGGUUGACUGUGGCAACGAGAAACGGACCGAUUCACCUCACCGCGGAUCUAAUGAACGACGUCUCAGGACUACCAACCUUCAUGAGCCUCCAGACAACCAACGGGCCGAUUGAAGCAAACGUCUCUCUGACGUCUACCGCGCCUAGCGUCAGGGGCGGUUCCUUUGACGUCACUGCCAACACUACCAACGGCCCUCUGAGGGUCGCUUUUCAAGAUGGACCCGCCAACUCCGUACUCAACGCCUCUUUGCAGACGUGUAACGCACCCGCGUAUGUCGUGAUGCACAGUAUGUUCGAGGGCCGUUACGAGUUGCAAGGAUCCCCGUUCCUGCGCCCAACCGUCGGUGUCGGGACUUCUCAAGAUCCUACCGGGACGGGCCGUAGGCGGAACGUCACAGCAAUGAACGAGGGGAUGGGCGUCGUGCGCGGCCAGGUCCGGUUGCAGCCGGUACCAUAUGGAUUCGAUGGUCAAGAUGGUCAUGCUGGGUACGUUCGGGUGCGCACAACGAACGGUCCGCUCCAUGCGUCCUUAUGAAGAGGAAUCGAUGUAUGGUAACCUGGCAAGGGCGACGCGUAUCCACUGACGACUUUGAGAUCUGUGUUGUUGGAGACUCAAUGAGUCCUAGGGGUAGCUAGAUAUACUGAUUUGUUGGGCCAGG